Molecule: messenger RNA, 1593 nt
Organism: Chara braunii
Lineage: Eukaryota; Viridiplantae; Streptophyta; Charophyceae; Charales; Characeae
Source: the annotation of a GenBank genome assembly
AAUUUGUGUGUGGGGUGAUCUGAUGCGUUAAUAAGGCGAAAUCUCUGACUGACUUCUUCAGCAAUUGCUGCUUCGCGUCUGCAACCGCGAUGGGCUCGCCUGUGAUGUGGCUCCGAUACUUCGCCGCUAAGGCCAAGUUCGCCCUCAGCCAAAAUCUCGAGGUUUACAAGCGAGGUCACAUCAGUCAGAAGGAGCUGGUGGACGGGGUGGCAAGGGGGUUGAUGAGAGGGAGGUUGACGUUUCGGAGCGUAUUGAAGGGAGAUGAGAUGCAGCCGACCUUUGGAGGAGGGAAGGAUGGCGAGAUGCUUCUCAUCCGCUCGCUGCCAGAGACGAAUCCCAAGCCAGUGUUCGUGGGAGAUGUGGUAGUGUUCAAAGAUCCAAAGGAUCCUGAAAGAAGACUGAUUCGGCGGAUAGCAGCAAUGGAGGGAGACGAGAUGGUGUCCUCCUCUGAAGAAGACACGGCAUUCCACCUUCCAGCUGGAAGUUGUUGGGUUUUGUGUGACAAUGAGCAGAAAAGCCCCAAGGAUGCUAUGGAUAGCCGUGUCUUCGGGCCACUGCCUGUGCGGAACAUUAUUGGGAGAGCAAUCUACUCGAGUCGUUCUCCAGUCGACCAUGGGCAGGUGGUGAACAGUGAGGAGGCGAUGGAGCAAGAUUCGCCUAUCCUAGCAGUAGAGCUGAACAUCGGCGAGAUGACAAGCUCUGAAUCAAAGCAAGACAAGGAGGCGGCGGCGGCGGCGGAGGAGGAGGAGGAGGAGGAGGAUGGCAACAAUGUGCGAUAUUCUAGGAGUGACAUCAUGUUUGUCUACGCUAUAAAUGUUGAUGCUGGAGGCAUCUUAUGCAGUGGAGGUGAAGGUGGCGAGAUGACAAGCGACCAGUCACGUAGUCAGGGCGGAGGAGGAGGAGGAGGAGGAGGAGGAGGAGGAGGAGGGAGGGUGGGAGGAGUGGUUGGUUUUGUUGCUGGCGCCGAGUCUCUGUCUGUUCUGUUCUGUACCAUAGGAAGUUUGGUGGUGUCGCUAUGGUAUUGAGUGCGCUGUCACUUUAACUGACGACUGAUGCUCAAGGGAUGUGAUACCUUUUACAUGUGUGCUGAGCAGGAUGGUCUACGAGGGGGAGAUGAAGCUAUGGUGGUAGACAUUGUGAGAGUUGGGAUCGGCGGAUGGGAGAAGUUGGGGAGGGGGGAGAGGAAAGGGAGUCUAGAUGUGUCCUGAGCAGGAUGGUCUGCGAGGGGGAGAUGAAGCAAUGGUGGUUGACAUUGGGAGAGUUGGGAUUGGGGGAUGGGAGAAGUUGGGGAAGUGGGAGGGGAAAGGGAGUGUCUAGGAGGGAUGUUUUAAGUACCUUCGUUUGGUCAGUUGCUAUAGAUGGGGCACUUGCCCAAAGGCAACAAGGUUUGGAGUCAUUGGAUGGGGUUUUGUCGCUAGAAAUAAUUAAUCGUUAAGUUUUAACUAGCAAUGAUCCCAUGUGCAAUUGCUAGCGCACCUGCAGUUAUGCAUUGAGGCACGGGGAGGCGGCGGCCGAGGUCCCACAAGCUGUCAGACGGAAACCUGUUCAAGCAGGUUAGUGACACAAGAUUCAUCGCAGAAAUCACCGGCAUCU